AUGGGCCUCCUAAAUGGCAUUUUGGCCGUUGUUGCCCUCCCCUUAAUUUGUGGCAACAUCUUUCAAGGCACUACGGCUUCGGUUAUCCUCUCAAAGGAACCUAUUCCAACGAUUACUGAACCUGCCCCCCUUUAUUUACGAGCUACCACGGAGGCUCCAUCUGCAUACACUGGCUGCCAUGGCCACGGGAGUGACAUAUACUGCUAUCGCCCAGAUGGAUCUGAAGUUCAAGUGAUCGAUCCCAACGUUGGGGGGUCAGAGGAGAGCAGCAGUACCUCUGACGCAGCAGAAAGCUCCAGCACUGAAAGCAGCAGCGCAAGUGGUCAAAACUGCCACUUCCAUGCAGGUGUUGAACACUGCGUUAGCGCCGAAGGAGAAAGUGGCGCUUCAGAAUGCUCGCGAAGAGACCGAGAAUACAACAUCCCGCUGAGAAUCGGUCUCAUCUUCGUCAUCCUAGCGACAAGCUUCAUCGGUGUUGCGGGACCGAUAUUCCUCAAGCCUGUCCUGUCCACCAAAUUCCAACCGGUGUUCAUCGUUCUGAAGCAAUUCGGCACAGGGGUUAUUAUCGCGACGGCGUUCGUCCACCUCUUCACGCAUGCCCAACUAAUGUUCACCAACGAAUGCCUCGGCGAACUCGAGUACGAGGGAACAACCGCCGCGGUUACGAUGGCUGGUCUAUUCCUCGCGUUCAUCAUUGAAACCUCCAGCCACCGCAUCGCGGAGAAAUUCUGGUCGAGGUCGCAGUACAAUGACGAGGUAGUCGGCGUCGCGGUCCUCGAGGCGGGUAUCAUAUUCCAUUCGCUGCUAAUCGGCAUAACCCUCGUCGUCGCCGGCGACAGUUUCUUCGUGACCCUCUUCGUGGUAAUCCUCUUCCACCAAAUGUUCGAGGGUCUCGCCCUGGGCACCCGGAUCGCCUCCGUCGGCACCCGCGCUUUCCACGACUCUUCCCCCUCUUCCCCAAACACCGCCACCAACGGAAACCGCAACGGCACGCACACCCCAUCCUCCACCUCCGAGGACCAGAACAAGGCCCCACGCAGCCAAGAAGAGCUAGUCGCGGCCGAGGAAAACCGGACGGACGACCACCACAGCGAGUCUACGUCCACAACGGGAAAGGCAAGACUACUCUCGAUGCCGAAAAAACUCCUCAUGGCGUCCGCCUUCGCGCUCGUGACGCCCGUCGGCAUGGCGAUCGGGACGGGCGUGCUGCGGCAGUUCAACGGCAACGACCCGAGCACGCUGAUCGCGCUCGGCACGCUGGACGCGCUGUCCGCGGGCAUCCUGAUGUGGGUUGGCAUUGUGGAGAUGUGGGCGGGCGACUGGAUGUUUGCGGGUGGGGAGCUGGUGCAUGCGGGGAAGACGGUUACGGCGCUUGGAGGCUUGGGGUUGGUGGGGGGAAUGGUGCUGAUGAGCUUUUUGGGGAAGUGGGCGUGA
This is a messenger RNA of Hypoxylon fragiforme, 1434 nucleotides long. RefSeq lists its product as uncharacterized. Gene Ontology annotation, biological process: zinc ion transmembrane transport. The coding region runs from base 1 to 1434 and encodes 477 amino acids. Lineage: Eukaryota; Fungi; Ascomycota; Sordariomycetes; Xylariales; Hypoxylaceae. Gene Ontology annotation, molecular function: zinc ion transmembrane transporter activity. Gene Ontology annotation, cellular component: plasma membrane. The transcript is spliced from 6 exons. The record is from RefSeq and is a predicted model, not a curated record.